Phragmites australis (common reed) is the source of this 1593-nucleotide messenger RNA. RefSeq lists its product as uncharacterized. The transcript has a single exon. The record is from RefSeq and is a predicted model, not a curated record. Lineage: Eukaryota; Viridiplantae; Streptophyta; Magnoliopsida; Poales; Poaceae. Bases 1 to 1593 code for a protein of 530 amino acids.
AUGGUACUACCGCUUGGAGCGCAACCGCAGCGUACCCACUUGGCCUCAGUUCGUCGAAUUCGUCAACACGUGGUUCGGUCCUCUCGCCAAAGCAACCCGUUCGGCGAGCUCACCCAUCUGCGUCGUUUUGGAUCGGUGGCGGAUUACCAGGAGAAGUUCCUGCAACUCCUGGCCGUCUGCGACAACGUCAUUGAGCAACAACAAAUCGACAUCUUCACCGCUGGAUUGUGCAAUCCACUGCGCAUAGACGUAGAGCUGCACCAACCACCUACAUUGGAGGAUAAGAUGGCCUUAGCGCGCACCUUCAAACGGCGGCUCGAGCUCGACGAUGAUACCCUGCACUCCUCAGCCCGCUCCGCCCAUCCACCACGCGCCACACCGACUGCGCCGAGGGUCCCGACACCACCAGCCCUACCCAACACGACGACCUCACCAACAACGCGGACAAUUCCAGAAUUGGGCACGCGCUUCUCCCGCCUUUCCCCGGCGGAGAUGAUCGAGCGCUGCGAAAAGGGCCUUUGCUUCAAUUGUCCGGAGAAGUUCUCCCAAGACCACCUCAAACAUUGCUUUAGCUUUAUGAAAGGAAUCUACCUGCUCGAGCUUGAUGAAGGCUUCACGAUGGAGGAUAACUACCACGACGACACGGUCGAGAUCUCCCUCAACGCGCUCAUCGGCAUUCAGACAAGCACUACGAUGCAGCUCGUUGCUCACGUUGCCGGUGCACCGCUCUGCGCCCUGGUGGACUCCGGUUCCACCCACUCCUUUGUCGUCGAGGACGCAGCACGUCGUGCCGGGCUAGCACCCAUUCCCAUGCCCGGCCUCAGCAUCGGGGUGACCAACGAUGAUAAGAUCACCAGCGCCGGAAUCUGCCACGACAUCGCCGUCUACAUUGAUCGUGAGGCAUUCUGCAUGGAUCUCUACGUGCUGCCAUUGGACAAAUAUGAUGUCAUCCUCGGGUGUCAAUGGUUGCGAACGCUCAGGCCUAUCCUUUGGGACUUUGAGCAACUCACCCUUGCGUUCUGGCGGCACGAACACCAGGUCAAGUGGUUCGAGGUGGCCACGGGUUCGACACCAAGUCUGCACACAACAGCACCGAUCGAUCUCUUGCAGCUGUUGCUCUUUGCAGACAUCUUCGAAGAACCGCAAGGUCUUCCCCUAGCACGCCGGUUCGAUCACCGGAUCCAUCUACUUCCGGACACGGCGCCCAUCGCCGUGCGACCUUACCGGUAUCCUCAAUUGCUCAAGGACAAGAUCGACAUGCUGCAACACAGCCUCAUCCAGCCGAGCACAUCAGCCUUCUUCUCUCUGGUCCUCUUCGUCCACAAGCACGACAACAGCUGGUGGUUUUGCGUCGACUAUAGAGCCCUCAACGCUAAGACAGUCAAAGACAAAUUCUCAAUACCCAUCAUCGACGAAUUGCUAGAUGAGUUGAAGGGUGCCUGCUUCUUCUCCAAGCUGGACCUUCAUAGCGGCUAUCACCAAGUGCUGAUGCACCCAGCAGACAUCGAGAUGACGGUAUUUUGCACCCACCAUGGCCACUUUGAAUUCUUGGUCAUGCUGUUCGGCUCGACAAAUGCGCCAUUGACAUUUUAG